AUGGUCAAAGCCACCGUGGAAACCAGCGUUUCCUACGGCACUAGCAUCACUGGGACCAAUGGGCAAGAGCUCCAGAGGCUUAGGCAGCUGGUAGGCAGUCAAGGUCCCACCAGCUCCGCCUCCCUCACGCUCCGCCUCCUGCUCACCCCUGGCAGUCGGGUAGACCCUAUUUUCAAGGCUUCCGCCGACCCGCUUUGCGCCAUGUUGGCAGCGUGGAAGCAGCAGUGGGUACCCCAGCACAUAAUAACUCAAGGAAUUCGGCGAGCCCAGCAGCGUGCUCGAUCCAGCAAAGGCAAUCCGUGGCAGUCUGUUGCGGGGCCCUUCACGGCCUACUUGGCCACGCUCGAUCGGUUGAGAAUUCAGGCUGAUGGUUUUAGUUCUUGGACCUUUCCCUGGGGCCUCACUAUACAGCCGGCCACCCUUUGCGUCCAUGGGCUUAGGAAGCUCAUUGACCUGGCCUGUGAGGCCUGGCAGUGGAGGCAGAUCAGCACCACGCUUGGCUGCCCUGAGCUCAAGUCAGGCAUCUUGCUCGAGCCAGUCCUCAGUCUGCUCGGUCGCUCUUCGCCGUUGUCGCCUGAGGAAAAGGCCUAUCUUCGAUCCGUUGUCAUCGGUGCCCAGUGGACGCAGCAGCGCAUGUUUGAGGCCAAAUACGUGCAGUCCCCGCUUUGCCGCAUCUGUCAUGAUUUCCCUGGCACGUUGUACCACCGACAUCUGUUGUGUGAUGGGUUGGUCUCUGCCAGCUUGCAGCCCGCGGGCCCUCUCUGUCGUGUAUUGCCGCAGGAACCCACCGAGCUUGUGUUGCUGCUUGGCAGCCGUGUGCUUCUUCCUUUUGACAGGUUCCCGCAGCGGCCAGAGCCCGCGCCAGAACAGUUCUACCUUGGUGAGCGAAGCUCGCUCACUGGGGAUUUGUUCGUAGAUGGAUCCAUGUAUGAUCACGAUGUGCCCAAUGCUGCCGUCGCUGGUUGGGCUGUCAUUGCCAUGCAUCCAGAUCCUCCCCCUCCGAGGGCUCUCGAUGACUUUCGUGUUUCGGUUGUCUUCGGAGGCGGAGUCGAGGGCCCAAUUCAGUGCAUUGACCGUGCUGAGUUGGUGGCGGUGUUGCACACUCUCAGAGCUGCCAUGCCGCCCGAGCUCAAGGAAAUCGCCGCCAAGCAGCAGUUCCUCGCCGCCGGCGCGGAGCAGCAGAAGGCGAAGAUGGCCGCGGACAUCUUCAACGGCAACGAGCGGGACCUGAGAGCCCGCCAGGCCAUUGCCAUGAGGGAGCACAGGAAGGAACAGCUCAUCGUGGCGCGCGACCAUGCGCAGCGCGCCACCAAUAAGCAGCGGGAAACGGACGACUACAGGCAGAUGCAGGCGGACGUCAACGACCGGGUCCGGCGGGCGAAGUCCGCGGACGCGGCGCUGAAGGAGGACAUCGUCAAGGCCACCGUGGCGGCGAGGCAGAUCCAGAGCGCGCACACGAGGACGAAGCUGCAGUCCGAGAUCGGGCACGGCGCGAGCAAGUACACCCGGAGGCUGACCCCAUAGCACCGCCAGCGCUGCCGUCACUGUAGCACCGCCGCAGCACCGCCCCCCGCGGCACCGGCGCCGCGCUGUAGCACUACCCCUGUGGCACUGACGCUUGUCCCUUCUCGACAUCCUCGAUCUCCUCCCUCGCUCUGCUCCUCGCUCUGCUCCUCCACCUCCUCCUCGCCGCUGCCUUGCCCAUUCCGCCCUGCAGCGGUGGUCUCACCCCUGCAGCGGGGGGGGGGUCGCCCUCCCCCCGCCCCGCCGCCGCCGCCACCGGGCGUCGUCGCAAGUCUCACCUGCCGGGGGGGCAGCCACGGCCGCGGCGCCCACGACGGCGCCGCAGCGAGGUUCGCAGUCCUCCUCCUCGUCCUCGUCCUUCUCCUCCGCUCUCCUCUCG
Molecule: messenger RNA, 1903 nt
Organism: Prorocentrum cordatum
Lineage: Eukaryota; Dinophyceae; Prorocentrales; Prorocentraceae
Source: the annotation of a GenBank genome assembly